AUGAGCGAAGAAGAAGCAGAAAAGGCAGAGUAUGAGUCCUCUGGGACCAAAGAUUCCUGUGCUACUCAAAUCACAGCCUACAGGAGCAGCCGCAGCAGUCAAAACAGAGAACUAGAGACCUACUGCAGUCUGCCUUCAAACACAGUGACUGUGAAUGGAGUUGAUGUGAGAUCUACACAGUCCCAGCCCACCCAUAUCAACAUCUACAUCAAAGAAUCAGCUUGGGCCCAACUUCUAAAGGCUGGAGGUUCCCUGAGGUGCUGUGUUUUCCAACCUCGGGACACUGUCCAUCCCAAAUCCAGGAUGAGACAUGAACAAUUGGCACUAGGGGUGACCCAAGUACUACUGGGAGUUGUGAGCUGUGCUUUUGGAGGAUUCCUCUACUGUGGGCCCUGGAAUGAGCUGCGUGGCUCUGGCUGUGCCUUCUGGUCAGGAACUGUGACUAUUGCAGCAGGAGCAGCAACCAUUUUUCAUGAGAAGCACCAGAGCCGACUUUCAGGCUACGUGUCAGUCCUUUUCACCCUGGCUGGCAUUGCCACAGUCCUGGCAGCUACUGUCCUGUGUGUCAAUAGCUUAACCUGGCAAAGUGAUGGCUUCCACUAUAUCCACUCAGUGUGUGAUCACCCUGCCCCUGAGAUUACAACCAUUGGGUAUAGAUGGAGGAGGCAAAACUGGAGGGACUCCAACUGGAAGAAGACUCAAUGCAAGUCCUACAUGCAGAUGGUAACGAACUUGUUCCUUGGAAUUCGUGGUCUGCUCCUGGCUGUCUGUGUCCUGCAGGCUGUUUUAUCCUCGACUUCCCUGGGCAUGGGUCUUCAAAGCUUGUGUAGCCAGAGCUCUGGGUACCUUGAUAAAAAAGAGUCAGAAGAGAAGCUAUUGGAGGACAGUUCUGUGCCCCCAUCUCCUUCCAAAGAGAGGACGCCAUCUACCAUUGCCUGUGACUUGCCAGGAUCUGCCUGUGCCCCUGUGCCUCCCUGUCCUGAGUAG
Elephantulus edwardii (Cape elephant shrew) is the source of this 987-nucleotide messenger RNA. Its product is annotated as transmembrane protein 176B-like. The transcript is spliced from 7 exons. Lineage: Eukaryota; Metazoa; Chordata; Mammalia; Macroscelidea; Macroscelididae. Gene Ontology annotation, biological process: negative regulation of dendritic cell differentiation. The record is from RefSeq and is a predicted model, not a curated record. Gene Ontology annotation, cellular component: membrane. The coding region runs from base 1 to 987 and encodes 328 amino acids.